CACUGACUGCUGGUCAGCCACGUAUCGCCACGUCUGCGCGCAGGCGCAGUGCACGCACCUCGUUGUUCCGGAGUCGGUCGGGGAGCGUACACAGUGUUAAAAAUUAGCAUUGUGUACCUUACUUAAUUCUUUUCGCAUAUUUCUUACGCGGACGACGAAGAGGGGAGCCAGAGGUCUCUAUAAGGGGUUACGCAUUGAAUACGGCACCGAAAGGACAUCUGUGAAAAUGAACUUCUUCAGAGGAGUGAUGGGCGGGCAGCCCAGCCGGCCGGGAGCGGAGACGAUUCAGAAGUUGUGCGACCGGGUGGCCUCUUCAACACUCCUAGAAGACCGCAGAGAUGCUGUCCGGGCACUCAAGGCCCUCUCUAAGAAAUACCGCAUGGAAGUUGGCACACAGGCGAUGGAUCACUUGGUUAACAUACUGCAGACUGAUAGGUCUGACUCUGAAAUACUUGGCUAUGCUUUGGACACACUGUACAACAUCAUCUGUAAUGAUGAGGAGGAAGAGCAAGAUGAAUCAGAAGAUGAGAAUACACAGAAGCAGGCAGAUGACCUCGGUGCCCAGUUCACGGACAAGUUCAUCCAGGACCCUGAGCAUGUGACUCUGCUUCUCACUCUGCUGGAGGAGUUUGACUUCCACGUCCGGUGGCCUGCAGUGAAGUUGUUGACUGCUCUGCUGAAAAACCAGUGUGUCCAAGUUCAGGGUAUCAUUCUGGUCAGCCCCAUGGGUGUUUCCCGAUUGAUGGACCUAUUGGCUGAUUCUAGAGAAGUUAUUCGCAAUGAUGGCUUGCUGUUGCUGCAACAGCUGACUAAAAGCAAUGCUGCCAUUCAGAAAAUUGUGGCAUUUGAGAACGCAUUUGAGCGUCUCCUAGAAAUUAUCACAGAAGAAGGCAGGAGUGAUGGAGGUAUUGUGGUGGAGGACUGUCUGCUACUGCUGCUCAACCUUCUGAAGAACAACAGCUCCAACCAAAACUUCUUCAAAGAGGGCUCCUACAUCCAGAGAAUGAAGCCCUGGUUUGAGGUUGGUGAUGAUAACUCUGGUUGGUCUGCACAAAAAGUCACCAACCUUCACCUUAUGCUGCAGUUGGUGCGAGUCAUGGUGUCUCCAGUAAACUCUCCUGGAGCUACAGCCAGCUGUCAGAAAUCCAUGUACCUGUGUGGUCUGCUCCAGCAGCUGUGUACCAUCCUCAUGGCCACUGGUGUGCCUGCUGACAUCCUCACUGAGACCAUCAAUACUGUAUCAGAGGUUAUCAGAGGCUCUCAGGUCAACCAGGACUACUUUGCUUCUGUCAAUGCACCGUCAAACCCACCAAGACCAGCCAUUGUGGUUCUGCUCAUGUCCAUGGUGAAUGAGAGACAACCAUUUGUGCUGCGUUGUGCAGUCCUCUACUGUUUCCAGUGUUUCCUCUACAAAAACCAGAAAGGCCAGGGGGAGAUAGUAGCGACACUACUCCCCUCCACCAUUGAUGCCAACUCCAUCUCAGCAGGACAACUGCUUUGUGGGGGCCUAUUCUCAGCAGACUCUCUUUCUAACUGGUGUGCCGCUGUAGCCUUGGCUCACGCCCUACAGGACAACAUCACCCAGAAGGAGCAGCUCCUGCGGGUCCAACUCGCCACCAGUCUGGGCAAACCCCCUGUUUCUCUGCUGCAGCAGUGCACCAACAUCCUCUCCCAGGGAGAUAAGAUCAUCCGUCGGGGCAGUAAAGUGCAGACGAGGGUAGGCCUCCUCAUGCUGUUGUGUACGUGGAUCAGCAACUGUCCGAUUGCUGUCACACAUUUUCUACACAAUCAGGAAAAUGUUCCAUUUCUGACGGCUCAGAUCUCAGAGAACCUGGGAGAGGAUGAAAGGCUGGUCCAGGGUCUGUGCGCACUGCUUCUCGGCAUCUGCAUCUAUUACAAUGACAACUCGCUAGAGAAUUGCACAAAAGAGAAGCUAAAGCAACUGAUCGAGAAGCGUAUCGGAAAAGAAAACUUUGUGGAGAAACUCUGCUUCAUCACCAAACAUGAGCUGUACUCACGGGCAGCCCAGAAACCACAGCCUGCCUUCCCAUCUCCAGAGCAGAUGCUCUUUGACCACGAGUUCACCAAGCUGGUUAAAGAACUGGAGGGUGUGAUCACCAAAGCAGUUCACAAGUCCAGUGAGGAGGAGAAGAAGGAAGAGGAGGUGAAGAAGACAUUAGAGCAACAUGACAACAUUGUAACUCAGUAUAAAGAGCUGAUCAGAGAACAGGAUGCUCAGAUCCAGGAACUGAAAGAGCAGGUAGCAUCCGUGUCAUCUCAGAAUGAUGAGCUACAGGCCACAAUCACCCAGCAGCUCUCCCAGAUCCAGCAGCACAAAGACCAGUACAACAUCCUCAAGCUAAAACUAGGUAAGGAGAGCCAGAAUCAGUCCAACAGCCAAGGAGAUGGCUCUCAGGUGAAUGGGCUGCAGACCGAAGAGCUGACACAGCUCCGAGAAGAAGUGGAGGAGCUCCGCAAGAAACACACACUCCUUCAGACACAGCUUGGUGACAAAGAUGCACUCAUCAACUCCCUGAGGUCAGAGGCUGCACAGACAGCAGAGCAUUCAGCAGGGGGAUCAGACAAUGUAGAACUACUCAAGGAGUUGGAGGCUUUGAGGAGCCAGGUUCAGUCCCAGUCGACAGACAUUGACCAGCUGAAGGCAGAGAGACAAGACCUGCUCAGAAGAGCCGAAGCAGGGUCCUCAGACACAGUCUCCAGCAGCGACAGCUCUGUAGAUGCCACCAAGAUGACUGAACUAGAGAGUAGACUCACAGCACAGACGGCUGAAACAGAGAGACUCAAGGAGGAGACAAAGAGCUUGUCAGAGAGCCGGGAAGUCCUGGAGCAGCAGCUGGCUUCAGCCACUAGCACAGUGGCCAUCCUGCAGACAGAGAAAGAAAACCUGCAAACAGAGGUUCAAGAAUCCAAGAAGGAGCAGGAUGACCUGCUGAUGCUGCUGGCAGACCAGGACCAAAAGAUCUACAACCUCAAACAGAAACUCAAAGGCCUCGGACAGACGGUGGAAGAUGAUGAUGACCUGGAUACCAGGGACCAAACAGAUGACGAGGGGGAGGAGGAGGAUGAAGAUGAGGACUAGAAAAUACACUGAAAGAAGGAAAAGGACAUGGGAAUAGAAAACCUGAGAAACUGAAGAAUACGACUGAUAUAUAGAUGCAGUUUCUCUGUCCAGUUGCCAUGCUGUCUUCAUUUUUCUUUACCCCUCUGUCACAUCACAUGUACAUGUUAAUUAUUUGGACAGUUUUGUUCAAGAUAAAGUUCUUCUGUCCAAGGUUUCAGUUUUCAGUGAUGCCUAAUAUAUUAGUGUAUUUUCUAGUAAAUGGUCUUAUACUUGUAUAGCGCCUUUCUAUGCUUUACAGCACACUCAAAGCGCUUUCACAU
Monopterus albus (swamp eel) is the source of this 3402-nucleotide messenger RNA. RefSeq names its product USO1 vesicle transport factor (gene uso1). Lineage: Eukaryota; Metazoa; Chordata; Actinopteri; Synbranchiformes; Synbranchidae. Gene Ontology annotation, biological process: transcytosis; intracellular protein transport; endoplasmic reticulum to Golgi vesicle-mediated transport. Gene Ontology annotation, molecular function: protein binding. The record is from RefSeq and is a predicted model, not a curated record. Gene Ontology annotation, cellular component: ER to Golgi transport vesicle membrane; Golgi stack; Golgi membrane.